Drosophila subobscura is the source of this 1031-nucleotide messenger RNA. RefSeq names its product ubiquitin-conjugating enzyme E2 variant 2 (gene Uev1A). Gene Ontology annotation, biological process: protein K63-linked ubiquitination; DNA damage tolerance. Gene Ontology annotation, cellular component: nucleus. The transcript is spliced from 4 exons. The record is from RefSeq and is a predicted model, not a curated record. Lineage: Eukaryota; Metazoa; Arthropoda; Insecta; Diptera; Drosophilidae. The coding region runs from base 96 to 533 and encodes 145 amino acids.
CUAUAGUACAUUUAAUCAAUUUUAUUUGUAUAUUUCUACGGGUCAGUCGGUAUAUUUUGUCGAAAAGUCCGCGGUCCCACUGUACAUAAACCACAAUGGCGAAUACAUCAAGUACCGGCGUUGUGGUGCCACGAAAUUUCCGCUUACUGGAGGAGCUGGAUCAGGGCCAGAAGGGUGUAGGCGAUGGCACCAUCUCGUGGGGUCUGGAGAACGACGAUGAUAUGACGCUCACCUAUUGGAUUGGCAUGAUCAUUGGUCCGCCUAGAACACCAUUUGAGAAUCGAAUGUAUUCAUUAAAGAUUGAGUGCAACGAACGCUAUCCGGAUGAGCCGCCCACGCUAAGAUUUUUAACUAAAGUUAAUAUUAAUUGCAUUAACCAGAACAAUGGCGUGGUUGAUCAUAGAUCAGUGCCCAUGUUGGCCCGGUGGAAUCGUGAUAACACUAUAAAAACGAUGCUGCAGGAAAUUCGUAGGAUUAUGACCAUGAAAGAGAACCUGAAGCUGGCACAGCCGCCAGAAGGAAGCUGUUUUUAGUCCGACAACAACCAGCAAAACAACACCAACAGCAAAAACCCGGCAGCUGCAGAAAACAAACCAGAGCCCCAGCCACCCACACACACUAACAGCACAGCAAGACCACAAGACCAAGCCAGCAAAUAAUAUCAGCCGGAAUCAGCCAUGAGAGUUGUGUGUGUGUGUGUGUGUGGCAUGUGCGCGUCUCUGAGCUGCGGCAGCCGCGUGAAGAUGAUGAUUGAGAAGCGAAGAGGAGAGUGGUUAUGUGGCCCGUUGAUGCUUGCAGCAACGGCAACCAGAAACCAAAUGCAAGUUAUACUAUAAGUAACAAGAACAGCAAAGCAACGUCACUAUAAUGGUCGUCGUCGUCGUCCCUUCCGUCAUAAACUAUGUCAUCAAUGUUUGGUUACUUUUACACCCCAGCCAGUCUCCCCCCAAAAACAACAUCAACGAUCCUCCCUUCUUAGCUAAGAAACAAACAAACAAAAAACCACACAACCAGCAAAAAAGUAAAACUAA